Molecule: messenger RNA, 588 nt
Organism: Mucor mucedo
Lineage: Eukaryota; Fungi; Mucoromycota; Mucoromycetes; Mucorales; Mucoraceae
Exons: 2
Coding region: 1-588 (195 amino acids)
Source: RefSeq, a predicted model, not a curated record
AUGUUUGACAAGCACCCCAUUUUCACGGAUGUUACUUACAAAGCGGUGUCCUCCAGUUAUUAUCUGGUCUCCUUGGUCAUCUACGUCGAAGAAAUGAAAAAGCAUAUGGUGUUUUUUCAAGCUGUCAUCAAGCACCAAACCGCCGAAAAAUUUGCCUUCUACUUCAAGGCGUUGUUUAAGAAGUAUGCAAUUGUAUCAAAGUUUUUUCUUUGUAUACUUUUAGAUUUCUCUAAAGCUGAGCAGCGAGGUUUUCAACAAGCCUGCGAAGAGCAUUUCCAUACGGACGAUAAAUCUUCUUUGUCGUUAAUUAAAGGAUGUUAUUUUUAUUGGAUGCAAUCUGUCCAAAGAAUGAUCAAAAUCCAGAGAAUUGUUCCUGCCAGUAAAUCUAAAGAAUUUAUUUCUCUUGCUAACAUGUUGCAAAAAACGACGAGGGAAGAGCAAUGGUGGUGGGAUGACCAUGUUCGACCUACCAUUUUUAAUUACGAUUCGAAUAUGAAGCAGGAAUUGCAAGAGCAUGAAUCCAGAACUACGAACGGAAUUGAAUCUUUUCACAGAAACUUGUACGGUUUUGUGGAGCCUGGUUUUUGA